AUGGGCAUUUCGAUGAAUGUUGCUGCAAUCCUCUGUCUGGUAGUCAUAGCUGGUGCAGCUAUAAGGACCACCGAUGCUAUGGUUUUCACAUCGAAGAUCUCGCUCCACCUCGACGCGGCGUGCGGCCUGUUCACGGAAGAGCUGAUGGACGAAGGCGGCAAGUGCGACCCCGACGUCAUCGAGGAAGUCAUGGACGAAGCCGACGAGAUCGAGGGACUCGGCGGCAUCGACGGCGAGAAGAUCGAGGAUUACCUGGAAGAGGCCGAGGAGGGCAAGAUGUGCUACUCACCCGACGGCGAGAACGUGACGAACUUGAAGGACGGGUGCUCGGCCAUGGAGGCAGUCUGUAACGAGCAAGCCAACGUGAUGUACUGCAAGGAAAUGGCAACCGUCACCAAUACCCAGUAAACAAAAGGACCAGAAGUGUUUCGCUUGGACUACGUGGUUUCCCUCGAAGAAAAUGGUUGUCCAGUUUGCAUUACUGUAAUGACCUCUGAACAAAUCAUUCAUGAGUAUCGCAUCCGAUGGGAUUACGUCAUUAUUCA
Molecule: messenger RNA, 545 nt
Organism: Strongylocentrotus purpuratus (purple sea urchin)
Lineage: Eukaryota; Metazoa; Echinodermata; Echinoidea; Camarodonta; Strongylocentrotidae
Exons: 4
Coding region: 1-408 (135 amino acids)
Source: RefSeq, a predicted model, not a curated record